UUCUCUGUCUUCUUCAUGCUCAUUUUCAAAUCGUCGUGCACCAUACUCGGACAAAUCGAAGCUAUACUCUCUGCAAUUCUUUUUUUCAACUUAGCCGUCCUUCAAUUUGUUGUACUGCAAACGAUAGAGUUCGUUUUGAAUUUUAUUUCGUGUUCAUCUGAGGCGGAGAAGUUAUUGGAAUGGCUUUUCUAGAGGUAAAACAGAAACUCCUACGCGAGAUUGAAGAUCUAGGAUUCCCAAGGGCCCGAGUUGUCCGAGCACUUCAUAGUACUGGGAAUGUCAGCACUGAAGCUGCAAUUAAUUGGCUCAUUGAUCAUGAGAAUGAUCCAGAUAUAGAUCAAAUGCCCCUGGUAGCAAUAGAGAUUGAUCUUGAAUCUCCUGAACCAUUUCAUAUCACAGAGGAAAUGAAAAGAAAGGCUAAGGAACUAAGGGAUCAUGUACGGAAAGAAAAAGAAGAAGAAGAAAAAAAGUUAGAAAGACAGAGGGAGAAGGACAGAAUUCGUUCUGGUAAAGAAUUACAAGAAGCAAAAAGAACCGCAGAAGAAGCUGAACGGAAACGCUAUAUAGACUCUAGGCAAGCUGAUAAACAGGAGGAGAAGAGAGCAAGGGAAAAAGUUCUACAAAAACUUGAACAAGAUAAGAUAGAAAGAAGGAGGAAUAGUGGAAUGCUCUCUGAAAGGUCUGAAAGCCUUGAUACAAAAUCUAACGCCACCGAAGCAGGGAAAAAGGAUGAACUUAGAUCGCAGAAUUCACUGCCAGCAACUUCAGUUAGUAAAGCAGUUUCUAUGAGAGAAUGCUUAAGGUCUCUUAGGCGCCAUCAAAAGGAUGAUUCUGAUAAAGUGAGAACUGCCUACCGAACCCUCUUUAUCUAUGUCAGAAAUGUAGCCAAAAAUCCUGAUGAGGAAAAGUUUAGGAAGAUUCGACUCAGUAACCCUUUGUUCCAGGAGAGAGUUGGGAGUUUGAAAGGAGGGAUAGAGUUUCUGGAGCUUUGCGGGUUUGAGAGAGGAGGAGAGUUUCUGUACCUUCCCCGGGAUAAAGUCGACCGGGGGGCUUUAGUCACUGCUGGAUCACUGUUGAAAUCUGCAAUGACAAACCCCUUUUUUGGUGCAAUAUAAUCAUCAGGUAGAGCCUGUUUAUUGAAUUUGUUCAAAACCUUCUUGCUUUGGAAUUUAAACUUGAACUUUAAAGAAUAAUGUGCAUGUUGGAUAUUGUUACAAAUGUGUAUGAUUUUACUCAUUCGAACAA
Cucurbita pepo subsp. pepo (vegetable marrow) is the source of this 1245-nucleotide messenger RNA. RefSeq lists its product as uncharacterized. NCBI's taxonomy places the organism in Eukaryota, Viridiplantae, Streptophyta, Magnoliopsida, Cucurbitales, Cucurbitaceae. Gene Ontology annotation, molecular function: protein binding. The record is from RefSeq and is a predicted model, not a curated record.